GAGCCGAAGACUGCCGAGGACAUCAUGGCGGAGGCCGUGGGGCUGGGCAGGGCCGCGGACGACGCCAGGGAGGCCGCGAAGAAGCGCGGCGAGCUCUCGCCGAGGAUCGGGUGAAGCAGGCGCAGCAGGCGAUCCAAGACGCCAAGGAGACGGUCCAGAAGGCGAAGCAGGGCGUCAAGGACGCGGAGGCCCAGAUCAAGGAAGGCAAGGCUCUGCUCGAGCAGGCGCUGAAGGAUGUCGAGGAGGGUUCCAGGCAGCAGGAAAAGGCAGAGGGCGACCUUGUUGUGGCGAAGAAGGACCUCGACGGUGCCACCAGCGACCAGGCCAAGGCGCAGGACCAGAAGACCGCUGCCAAGGAGGCAGAGGAGGCCUCCUUAAGAAGGCCGCGAGCAGCCGCGCCUGCGUUGACCUCCCUGGGGUGA
Molecule: messenger RNA, 422 nt
Organism: Prorocentrum cordatum
Lineage: Eukaryota; Dinophyceae; Prorocentrales; Prorocentraceae
Source: the annotation of a GenBank genome assembly